AUGGGAUUAUUCAGAGGCCGAUCAAGUUUCGUAAUAGAGAGCGAUCGUUGGUAUCUUGGGAUUUGGUUAAAAAAGUUCCCGGAGACAGUCAUAUGGGUGGCUAACCGAGAGAGCCCUCUCUCAAAUCCCAGGGCCUCCCUCCAAAUUUCCAAAUCGGAUAUCCUACUCCUCAACGAAUCAGGCGGCCAACUUUGGAAGACGCACAAAGCAAGGCAGUAUCGGUUCUCCACAGAAGCACUGGUUAUGGAGCUGCGUGAUACCGGGAAUUUUAUCCUAAGGUGCUCUACAAACCACAGCGAUCCAGAUGGGAUUUUGUGGCAGAGUUUUGAUGAGCCGACGGAUCGGAUACUCUUCUCCCCGGUAUGA
Messenger RNA from Microthlaspi erraticum, 366 nucleotides. The record is from the annotation of a GenBank genome assembly. NCBI's taxonomy places the organism in Eukaryota, Viridiplantae, Streptophyta, Magnoliopsida, Brassicales, Brassicaceae.